AUGACAAGAAGGUCCAAUCCAAAUAACUCAAUAGAAGAAGAUCUUGACAUUGAGCAGCUGGAAAGAACACUUAGGCGACAAAGAAGAGAGAGUAUGAAUCAAGGCGGAGAAGGCGCACCAAAUAGGCAGCAGCAGCCUUCUGACCAAGAAGAGAGGGCUGAUAACCCUCAUAUACCACAAGAAUCUGGAGCCGCGCCUCAACCCAAUCCAAACGCUCCCGGUGCUGCCGAGCAGCCGCAGCCAUCUCAUAAUCAACCACAACAACCUCCGGUGCUCCAAAAUAAUCAACACCAUCAUCAUCAUCAAGGUGACCAUCAAGGGAUGCCUCAAGCUCAACCUCAAGUGCCUUCAAGGAGAGCACAAUUCGCUUAG
Microthlaspi erraticum is the source of this 372-nucleotide messenger RNA. The record is from the annotation of a GenBank genome assembly. NCBI's taxonomy places the organism in Eukaryota, Viridiplantae, Streptophyta, Magnoliopsida, Brassicales, Brassicaceae.